AUGUACAUACACAGAAAUACACACACACACAGACACAUGUACAUACAUACACAGACACAUGUACACACAGACACAUGUACGUACAUACACACAUACACAUGUACAUGCACAUACACACAUGUACAUACACACACACACAGACACAUGUACACACACACAUACAUGUACAUACAUGCAGAUACAUGUACAGAUACACACAUGUACAUACAAACAGACACAUACAUGCAUACACAAACACACACAUGUCACGUACACACCCCUCCCCAUAAAAAGUUGCAGUACUUCGUUGUUCACGCACAGAGUCGGGUACUGCACUCUAGGGGGAGGCAGAGAUCACAGCACAUACUCCUUUCUUUGCUUUCACUGCGCUCAGCUAUUGAGCAGUCUGACAGCUCCCAGUGCCAGUGAGAGAUCCGGCCUGAGCUCCGAGCCUGCUCAGCAAGACGGCCCUGGGGGACACACUCGCCCCCACCAUAAUUUCCACUCGCCAUUGGUGAGCAGGAGAGUGGAAAUUUCAAGCCCUGUCCUAGAU
Messenger RNA from Staurois parvus, 532 nucleotides. The record is from the annotation of a GenBank genome assembly. Lineage: Eukaryota; Metazoa; Chordata; Amphibia; Anura; Ranidae.